UCCUGCAGCCGCCGCCGCCGCCGCCGCCGCCGUCCCUGUCCCUCCUCUCUUGCUCCCCGGCAGAUCUUUGUUGUGUGGGAGGGCAGCGGGGAUGGACUUGAGCUUGCGGCUCUCCUGCUAGAGCAGCCGCGCUUGGAGAGGGCGCCGUCGCCACAGCAGCCGCCGCCCCAGGCCCCACCGGCCGCGGCCUCCGUCCCCGCGCCGCGCUUCGCGCGCCUCCCAGCACAGUGCCCUCGCGGUGGCAGAUGAGUGUGGGGUCAGCCCACAGCGGGGACUAUGGUGAAAUUCCCGGCGCUCACGCACUAUUGGCCCCUAAUCCGGUUCCUGGUGCCUCUCGGCAUCACCAAUAUAGCCAUCGACUUCGGGGAGCAGGCAUUGAACCGGGGCAUCGCUGCCGUCAAGGAAGAUGCUGUGGAGAUGCUGGCCAGCUACGGACUGGCGUAUUCUCUGAUGAAGUUCUUCACGGGGCCCAUGAGUGACUUCAAAAACGUGGGCCUGGUAUUUGUGAACAGCAAGAGAGACAGGACCAAAGCCGUCCUGUGCAUGGUGGUGGCCGGUGCCAUCGCUGCCGUCUUCCACACCCUGAUAGCCUACAGUGAUUUAGGGUACUACAUCAUCAACAAGUUGCACCAUGUGGAUGAGUCUGUGGGGAGUAAAACACGCAGGGCCUUCCUGUAUCUCGCUGCCUUCCCUUUCAUGGAUGCUAUGGCAUGGACCCAUGCUGGCAUUCUCUUAAAACACAAAUACAGUUUCCUGGUGGGAUGUGCCUCAAUCUCAGAUGUCAUAGCUCAGGUCGUUUUCGUAGCCAUUUUGCUUCACAGUCACCUGGAAUGCCGAGAGCCCCUGCUCAUCCCCAUCCUGUCCCUGUACAUGGGAGCGCUUGUGCGCUGUACCACACUGUGCCUGGGCUACUACCGGAACAUCCAUGACAUCAUCCCCGACAGGAGCGGCCCAGAGCUGGGGGGCGAUGCAACCAUAAGAAAGAUGCUGAGCUUCUGGUGGCCUCUGGCCCUGAUCCUGGCCACACAGCGAAUCAGUCGGCCCAUUGUCAACCUCUUUGUGUCUCGGGACCUUGGUGGCAGCUCUGCUGCUACAGAGGCAGUGGCCAUUCUGACAGCCACCUACCCUGUGGGCCACAUGCCAUAUGGCUGGUUGACAGAAAUCCGAGCUGUCUAUCCUGCCUUCGACAAGAAUAACCCCAGCAAUAAGCUGGCAAACACUAGCAACACGGUCACCUCGGCCCACAUCAAAAAGUUCACCUUCGUCUGCAUGGCCCUGUCAUUGACGCUCUGUUUUGUAAUGUUCUGGACCCCCAACGUAUCUGAGAAGAUUCUGAUUGACAUCAUCGGAGUAGACUUUGCUUUUGCAGAGCUCUGUGUCAUUCCUCUACGUAUCUUUUCCUUCUUCCCGGUACCAGUGACUGUGAGGGCUCAUCUCACUGGAUGGUUGAUGACACUUAAGAAAACCUUUGUCCUGGCCCCCAGUUCAGUGCUACGGAUCAUCGUCCUCAUCACCAGCCUCGUGGUCCUGCCUUACCUGGGGGUGCAUGGAGCCACACUAGGUGUGGGCUCCCUUCUAGCAGGAUUCGUGGGAGAAUCUACCAUGGUUGCCAUUGCAGCAUGCUAUGUCUAUCGGAAACAGAAAAAGAAGAUGGAGAAUGAGUCAGCCACGGAGGGGGAAGACUCAGCAAUGACGGACAUGCCUCCAACAGAGGAAGUGACAGACAUGGUAGAAAUGAGGGAGGAAAAUGAGUAAGCACAGGCCACCAGGGGCACUGCAGGGACAGUCAAGACGACAGCAUCAUCUCUUUCCUCCUCCCAUCAAGUUGUAUUCUGAUUCUUUUAAUUUUUGGUUAUAAAAGAGGCCUUUGAUUUAAAGGUUUCAUAUAAAUUCUCUAGCAUACUGGGUAUGCUCACAGAUGUGAGGACCUAAAGAAAGGUCUUCACUGUCACUUUGUAAACACAGAGCCGCUGACUUCAUGCCCCUGCUUCAUAAGAAUCCAAACGAUAGAGCCAGCUCCUGGUCAACGUUUCUACUCCCUUGGACAAUCUCCACUCUGGAACCAAAGGACUUGGGCUAUGCCAUUGUCUCUCGGGCCAGACUCUUUCCUGUCUGUAUUUGCCUCUUAAGAAUCAACAGGUUGAAGAUCAGCCUCUCUUUUGACUUGCUCGCCAAUACUGUGGCUAUAACAGUGACCUGGUACCCAUCACACCCCAUCCCACUUUGGAGUCAUGAACUGUCUACCACACACACUGGUGGGCCACAGGCUGCAGCCCAGAGGUUCCCUGUUCCCAGAGGAAGAGCUGGGGGGGUCACACCAGGCCGACAGAAUGGAAAUUUAAUCUCCUGUAGAAAUUGGAUUUGACUUUAUCAUCAAUCAGCAUCUCAUAUUGCUUUUCUGGUUUCACUGAGUUGCUGCACCCCACAGUGUAUAUACAUGAGCUGACUUUUCAGAGUCGUACAGAAGUGCCACUCAAUGUCAGCAUCCUUCAGCAUGACUUUCCCCGAAGGCUUGCUUUCCACUCGCCUUCCUUGAAGAUGGCACUAGAGGGACAGAAGUGGAGAGUUGUAACCGUCCGUUUUGUUUUUCACAGUGAGCAGAGCUUUAAGUCGUAAUCUAGCAUUCUAAUGCCAGGUUCCUGUCUCAUAACUUCUGAUAUAGGUGUGUUACCUGCUUCUGCUGUUCGUAGUCACAGCUCUGCAGGACAGGUAACUGUACUAUGGUACUCCCCUCCUCACCAUAAAGCAAGACAUUUUAUAAACAAGUAUCAAAGUCACUAUGUGAUACCCCUGAAAUAAUGCAUUGGAAAUCCAUUUAGUGCAGUAUAUUUUUCUAAGUUUUUGGAAAACGGGUUUUUUCCUUUAAGAAAAUUAUGGAUACAGUUCACUAAAUUCCUGAUUUAAUCAAAAAACUACACUGAAAGAACCUAAACAAAACAAAUAUUUUAAAGAUAUAAAUAUAUGCUGUCUAUGUUAUGUAAUUUAUUUUAGGCUAUAAUACAUUUCCUAUUUUCGCAUUUUCAAUAAAAUGUCUCUAAUACAAUUCAGUGAUUGCCUACAUGCCCCGCAUACCUAGAGCUCACUCAUGUACCAGUAACCGUUGUACAUUACAGCAGUUUACCAAGUCCUCUGUGUAUGAAUAUAAGGGCCUGAAGAUGCCAAGGACGCCUAUGGAGGAAAUGGGCCACUUGUGCAGGCAAGUAAAGGCUGGAAGGGCAAAGGAUAAAAAGAAACAAAAGGCAGGCCUCUUGUGUUUAGUUUUUCAUUGUGUAGUUCUCAUGUUAAGACUGUAAGGGCAAAGGCUGGCUGCCAGCUACAUAGGCUUGCAUUCCCAUUUCUGGAUACCUGAUGUCCUUCCAAUGUGCCCACCAUGGGAACAAGUCCUAUGUGCUUCUGUAGCUGCUUGUGGGUGAUUUCAGGGGCAGAUCUGAACAGAUAACUUAAAGUCUUAAUUGUAUUGGCUUUUUAAAGUACAUGACUAGAAAAUUAAACAGCAGUAUUUUUUAA
Messenger RNA from Phodopus roborovskii (desert hamster), 3507 nucleotides. It is a transcript of the gene Ankh, whose product is annotated as ANKH inorganic pyrophosphate transport regulator. Gene Ontology annotation, cellular component: membrane. Lineage: Eukaryota; Metazoa; Chordata; Mammalia; Rodentia; Cricetidae. The transcript is spliced from 12 exons. The coding region runs from base 277 to 1755 and encodes 492 amino acids. The record is from RefSeq and is a predicted model, not a curated record. Gene Ontology annotation, molecular function: phosphate transmembrane transporter activity. Gene Ontology annotation, biological process: phosphate ion transmembrane transport.